AUGAAUGUGACAGUAUAUUUUACUGAAUUGAAGAAAAUGUGGGAGAAAUUAGAUAGCUUUAGAACAAUUCCUUCAUGUAAUUGUGGAAGAGAUUGCAAUUGUCGAUUAGGUGUUGUAAGAAAUUUUAGAACAAAAGAUCAAGUGACACGAUUUCUUAGAGGACUGAAUGAACCAUAUGCUGGAGCAAGGUCUCAGGUUAUGCUCAUGGAUCCGCUUCCAAGUCUGAAUACUGUUUUCUCACUUCUCACACAACAAGAAAGGCAGUUCCAGAGCCUUGAUUUUACCUCAUAUAAUAAACUCAUUGCAGCAGCUCAAUCCGCCACUCUCUUAAACACUGUAGAAGAUUCACACGGCAGAGGAAAAGGGAGGGGUAGAGGAGGCAGGAAUCAAGGUUUUGGAAGAGGUCAAGGAGGACGAGGCAAGAUGCAGUGCUCUCAUUGUGGUAAGUCCGGACAUACCAUCGACACUUGCUAUAAAAAGCAUGGAUAUCCACCACAUAUGCAGCAGAGGCACAACACUGCGAUCAUGAACAUUAGUGCAUCAAAUUUUGAGGGAAGAAAUAAAAAUCUCAGAUUUCCUUACAACGGAAAGAGCAGUGGGUCACAGAUCUUUGAUUUCACACUAGAACAAAAAUCAUCUUUGCUAGCACUUCUCAACAAAGAAAAUCAGAAACCAAAUCAUAGUGCUGAGCCACACACUCUAAAGCCUUUACUAACACCUCAUCCAGGUAGUUUGGCACAUGUCAUACAUUUUAGAUCAAGUAUACUUGUAUUAAACAUUUCAGAUAAAAAAUAUGCAUCUUGGGUGGUGGACACAGGGGCUACAAACCAUGUGUCAUACUCACUCAAUGAUUUUCAGUCAUAUCAUGAAAUAGCUCCAAUUCUUGUCAAAUUUUCUAAUGGUGCACUAGCCAUUAGCAAAAUUGCUGGAACUAUUUUCUUUUCAAAGAACAUAUACCUUGUUGAUGCAUUGUAUAUACCCUUUUUCAAUUUUAAGCUAAUUUCUUUUUCCAAGGCCAUAUUUCAUUUGCAUUGCCACGUGAAUUUGUAUGACAAACUGUGUAAGAUUCAGGAUAUCAACUCGGAGAAGAUGAUUGGCACAGCUAAGGCAUGUGAAGGACUUUAUGCACUGAAUGCUGAAGCAGUAAGACCUGAAUUUACACAAGCAGCAAGCUUCAUGAGUUUACCUAAACCUGAAAUAAAGGGAAUAAACCUCUAG
This is a messenger RNA of Arachis ipaensis, 1218 nucleotides long. RefSeq lists its product as uncharacterized. The record is from RefSeq and is a predicted model, not a curated record. NCBI's taxonomy places the organism in Eukaryota, Viridiplantae, Streptophyta, Magnoliopsida, Fabales, Fabaceae.